UGUCAACACAUACACUUACAGCAUGAACCACUCAGCUGAGCAGCGGUCGCCAGAGGAAAGGGCCCCUGAGGAGUUUGAUGGCAAGACAGUAAUUGCGUGUGUGAUCCUGGGCCUGUCAUUUCUGGUAGGAGCUCCGGGGAACCUGCUGGUAAUCUGGACUAUCCUGAGACAUGUCAAGCAGCGCUCCCACACUGUGCUGCUCAUCCUGCACCUGGCUGUUGCUGACCUGCUGGUCCUCAUCACCCUGCCUCUUUGGAUCUACUCCCUGGCGAACAACUUGGUGUUUGGAGGAGCCUUCUGCAAAGCCAUGGUGUUCAUGAUCCAUGUCUGCAUGUUCAGCAGCAUAUUCUUUAUCACCCUUAUGAGUGUGGAACGCUAUUUAGCUGUCUGUCAUCCAUUUUUAAUGAUGCGCUGGAAGAACAAAGGCAUUAUGAUCAGAUGUCUUGCACUUCUGUGGUUCCUCGCUUUGCUUCUAGGAGUGCCUGCAAUACUGACUUCGCCUAUGGAUGAAAGCAAUGUAACUGAGUCAUGUUUCAUUAAGGAAUUCAGCUCUGUGGCUCAAGCGAUCAUCUUGUUAUGUCUAGAGUCUGUGGCAGGUUUUCUGGUCCCUUUUGUCAUUCUAAGUAUCUGUUACUGUCUAGUAGCUGCCCAGCUAAGGAAAAUGAAUUACAACUCCAAACGAAAAUCUAUGGUGCUUGUGCAUGCUGUGGUGAUAGCCUUCACAUUGUGCUGGUUGCCUUGGCAUAUUAUCAACAUAAUUGAUGUGGUGUGCAUCCUAUUUUCAGGCACAGAACAUGAAUGUGUUCCGGAGAGUGUUGUCUUCACCUCUGGAGCUAUUGUUUUUAUCAGCAGUUCAGUGAAUCCUGUAUUAUACGUCCUCUUCGCAAGGAACUUACGAGGGAGUUUGGAGCAGUCCCCCCUGGUCAGGCUUUUCCAGGAAAUGGUCUCUCACACGAACAAACUCAGAGAGCUGGUAAUACAGCAUCAGACAGGCCAGAGGGCAGCAAAUACACAGGUGGAGCUGAUGAGCAAUUCUGAAACAAGUUGAAUCCUCGAAACUGUGAUGAUCGGGAAAUGGGACAUUCUUCUUCUGCAGUUCAUUAAGGGACUAUGCUUUUUUAUGAAGGCCUUUAUAUGAUCGAAGGCUUUGAAAGACUGUAUGUCACAUGGUACUUAAUGCAUUCUCAUCAUUGAAACCACCCUUCCUCUCCUAUCUUGGUUUGACAUUUAUCCUAAGAUGUCAGUGCAAGCAAACAGAUGUCAAUGUGUUUUUCCUUUUUUUAAGAUAAUAUAUUGCUGUUUUGUUGAAAAUUUGUUCAUUUUGUAAAGUGUUUUUUGUUUUACAGUUAAAUUGUUGUUGUUUUUUAACUUUAGAUUAAGAGUUAUAGACCUCCAGAUCAAUGUUCCUUGGAGAAUAUAAUUACAUUUGUAUUGAUUAUUUCAACACCAUAUUCAGAGCUAGAGCCAUUCUUUUCAAUUGUGUAAUCGGGCAAAGGGUUGCCUUAAUGUCGUUGUGUACCAUGGAGUUGCUACCAUGUGAGACUAUGUGAGAUAAUGUACUUUUUGAGAUCAUAAAAAAAAAAGGUUGGGGUUCCUC
Molecule: messenger RNA, 1597 nt
Organism: Eleginops maclovinus (Patagonian blennie)
Lineage: Eukaryota; Metazoa; Chordata; Actinopteri; Perciformes; Eleginopidae
Product: leukotriene B4 receptor 1-like
Exons: 1
Coding region: 23-1048 (341 amino acids)
Biological process (GO): immune response; calcium-mediated signaling; cell chemotaxis
Cellular component (GO): external side of plasma membrane; membrane
Molecular function (GO): C-C chemokine binding; C-C chemokine receptor activity
Source: RefSeq, a predicted model, not a curated record